AUGUCUGGAUUUCCCGAAACCUACGGCAUACCAACACUGGUACCGCCGCCAGAAGGUUAUAUCGUUGAUUUCGAAAACCCGCAACGACAGGCGGUCCUCGAACACUAUUUGAUCUUUGGCAUCGGCGGCCCCUUGGCGUUUAUUGCGUUGAUGCAGCGCUUCUACACCAAGAUCUUCCUUUCCAAAGGAUUGCAGAUUGAUGACGCUUUCAUGGCCUUGGCUUGGGUAUCCUCUAUCCUGACCCAAGCACUUCUCACCCAUGCCGUCUCCAUCAAGACCCUCACGGCCCAUGCCUGGGAGAUCCCUUUGGACAACUUCCGGAAAUAUCAACUUCUUACCUAUGCCGCUGGUGGGAUUUUCAUGCUGUGCAAUGGCUUCACAAAGCUUUCUCUCUUGACAUUCUAUCUGCACAUCUCGCCGGAGAAGCCUUUCAGGAUCGCCGUCUGGACUAGCAUUGGCAUCGUUGGCGUCUACACAUCUGUGAUUACUACCAUGCUGUUUGUCAACUGCAGCCCACCUCGCAAAGCCUUCGACGUCACUAUUACCGAGGGACACUGCAUCGAUGUUGCGAUUCUGUACAUCGCGACCGCCGCAUCCAACAUAUUUACAGACUUGAUCCUGUUUAUCUUGCCUAUUCCUACCGUGCUGAAACUUCGAAUGAGCAACGUACAGAAGAUUGGUGCGAUGUGCGUCUUUGGCAUCGGAUCUGUGACUGUCGCCACGUCAAUAGUCCGUCUAGUUCUGCUCUUUCCUGCUCUGGCCAGCACGGACAUUACCUGGGAUGCCGCUCCGGCAAACAUCUGGUCCUUCCUCGAAGCGAACUUGUUCAUUAUAUGCGGCUCCUUCCCUACCCUGCGCAAGUUCUUCAAGCACUUUGCGCCCAAGCUCAUGGGCUCCUCGAACCUCUCCUACGGACGAUCCCACUCCUACGGGCCUUCCGCCUACGCGAACGCACAGUCAGGUGUCGGUCGGCAACGGAAAGAUCGAAGCCAAUACGAGCAGUUUCCCGACGAGAACGAGAUGCGCACGUUUACGUCCAAGACCCGCGAAGGCGACAAGGAGCGGGGUGUCACGAUGGCUACGGUGGAUGCUGGAAGCAUGGUUGACCAGGACACGGACGGGCACAGCGACAAGGCAAUUCUUCACGGCGACAAGGCGAUCAUGCAGACGACCUCUUUUACCGUUCGCUACGAUUAG
Molecule: messenger RNA, 1197 nt
Organism: Thyridium curvatum
Lineage: Eukaryota; Fungi; Ascomycota; Sordariomycetes; Thyridiales; Thyridiaceae
Exons: 7
Coding region: 1-1197 (398 amino acids)
Source: RefSeq, a predicted model, not a curated record